Messenger RNA from Ostrinia nubilalis (European corn borer), 444 nucleotides. RefSeq lists its product as uncharacterized. Gene Ontology annotation, biological process: positive regulation of ligase activity; response to X-ray; DNA recombination. Gene Ontology annotation, cellular component: DNA-dependent protein kinase-DNA ligase 4 complex; DNA ligase IV complex; nucleus. Lineage: Eukaryota; Metazoa; Arthropoda; Insecta; Lepidoptera; Crambidae. Bases 1 to 444 code for a protein of 147 amino acids. The transcript has a single exon. Gene Ontology annotation, molecular function: DNA binding. The record is from RefSeq and is a predicted model, not a curated record.
AUGGUUGAAGAAACUGAAGAUGACUAUAAACGUAAUGUCAGAAAUUGCCUGGCCGGCACCAUAGAAGGUUUUACCUUUGACUUUGUUAUUCAAGCAGAAGACCCUAGUGUUGCAAAGUUUAGUUGGAGGAAAUUAUUUGAUGAUUCGACAUUGAUGGCUCAUGGCUCUGUUCCAGUUCAUCUUGAUGACAACCAGGAGUCUAAAGACAAUUUAAUUGACUUUUUGUUGAGGGAGAACAAAGAACUAAGGGAUGUUAUUGAAGUUUACAUGAGGAGAAAUGAUGCACUGACUGACAACCUGGAAAAAUGCAAAGAAGAGCUGGAGGAAUUUGUGAACAUGAAGACUUCCCUAGAAACAAGUCUGUAUGGUAAAUUUAUACAGUUACUCAAUGAAAAAAAGAGGAGGAUUCGGCUACUUGAAGAGAAUAUACAGAAAUUCGAAUAA